AUAAGCGGUCCAGUUAUAGGGCUCUGGUCCGAUUUUCCAAAGUAGCAAGUUUGCUAGUAAAGAUGGCGCAGCUUCUGGUAAGCUGUGUCGUUCUGUAUUUGGCUAUCCUUACUCUCCAGGUAGCGGCCGACAACGACUGGCGCCAAAAGCGUGUAAAGACUCCCUUUUUCGACCAGAUCUACCAAUCACGGAGGAGAUAUCGGAAAGGAGGCGUUGGAGACUAUUGCAGAAGCACCAGCUAUUGCCGUGGCCACCUCUGUUGCAUGAGAUCAAGAAGUGGAAUGACUACCUGUCAGCCGCGGUCUAGAUUCGGCCAGACCUGCUCGGAUGAACAGACUAAAUCUGGGUAUUACUUGGGUGCCUGCCCUUGCAGGAGCCUUGCUGCUGAAUGUUACGUUCGUAGGAGGCGCCAGAAUAUUGGAACAUGUACGCCUAUCAGAUGAAGUAGACGUGACUAGGCGAUAUUUUUAAGAUGUAUAUACUUUUUAAUUGACGCGCGAAGUAUAAUUUUUUUCACGUGAGCAAUAAAGAGGCCUUGAACGUUGUC
Rhipicephalus sanguineus (brown dog tick) is the source of this 547-nucleotide messenger RNA. RefSeq lists its product as uncharacterized. The transcript has 3 exons. Lineage: Eukaryota; Metazoa; Arthropoda; Arachnida; Ixodida; Ixodidae. The coding region runs from base 63 to 443 and encodes 126 amino acids. The record is from RefSeq and is a predicted model, not a curated record.